Messenger RNA from Momordica charantia (bitter melon), 638 nucleotides. RefSeq names its product protein EMB-1-like. Gene Ontology annotation, cellular component: cytosol. The record is from RefSeq and is a predicted model, not a curated record. Gene Ontology annotation, biological process: response to abscisic acid. NCBI's taxonomy places the organism in Eukaryota, Viridiplantae, Streptophyta, Magnoliopsida, Cucurbitales, Cucurbitaceae.
GUCGAAGGGAGAGGAGCGUAGGAAUUUCAUAUUAUUCUCUGUUGUGAAGCUUAAGUUUUAACUUUCCAAAGGGUGGAAGAGAGAGAUGUCGUCGGAGCAGGAGAGGUGUGAACUCGACGCCAGGGCCAGGCAAGGGGAGACUGUCGUCCCUGGUGGAACUGGGGGCAAGAGUCUCGAAGCUCAGGAACACCUUGCUGAAGGGCGGAGCCGUGGGGGGCAGACAAGGAAGGAGCAGCUGGGCCACGAAGGGUACCAACAGAUGGGCCGCAAAGGAGGGCUAAGCAACACGGGUCUCUCGGGCGGAGAGCGCGCUGCCGAGGAAGGCGUUGAGAUUGAUGAGUCCAAAUUCAGGACCAAAUAAAAACCACCUUCACAAAUAUGGCCAACUUUCAGCUCUAGUUUCAAGUUCCAAACUUCAAUUUUCAGCUUACCUUUUUGGGGUUUCUAGUUUCUCUAAAUAACGUUGUGUCCAAAUGUCCGGGUCUGUACAUGCACGUUUCCUCCUUUCAGGAUAGUUAGAAAUUAAUGUCAGUUCUGUAAAAAUAUCUUCCUAAAAUCUAUCUCGACAGGGAUUCCAAGUUUUCAAAAUUUUGUUCCGUCUUUCAAUUUAAAUGAUACAAGGUUGAUCUUUUUGAAAA